AUGAUGGGGAGAGCGGCCCGUCUGUUGACCCUCAUGAGGCCCGUGGCACUUAUCCCGUCCGCCUUCCUGGUUGCCGCGGGCGCCGACACUCGCAGCGUCGUCUUCGUCAAGCGUGACGCGACCACCCUUCUCUCCGAGCUCAACGACCGCGCCGAUCCUUCGUCGACGGCCUUUCUGAAGUGGAUGACUAAGGAUGAGGUCGCCGCAGUGCUUCGACCCAACCCCGCGCACCUCGAGCACGUCAUCCUGGAGGCGACGCGCCACGGCGCCUCGUCUGUCUCCGUCGUUGGUGGAGACAAGGUGGAGGUGUUCUUCCCAGCGGAAGCGUCGUCGGCGGCGUACCACGAGUCUAUGACGCGCGCGGCUCACGCCGUGGAUUUUGUCGUGUCUUCCGGGGUGUCCGUGUCCUCCGGGGCGUCCGCGGCGGCGGCGUUCUCUCUCAGCACAGCCCCUCGCGGCAGCCGCAGCCACAGGCGCAAGGUCAACAGCACCACCGCCGCCGCUGCCUUCAGAAUGCAGCUCCAGCGAUCCCCAGGCGUGCCUGGCGAGCAUCGAUGGCGUGACCGGCAGCUGCAUCCUCAAGGCGUACGGCCUGGACGGCUUUGGCCUUGGCGCUGGCGGCGGCGGCCAGGCGUUCGUGGUGAACCAGGGGUUCGUGCCCCAUGA
Messenger RNA from Prorocentrum cordatum, 666 nucleotides. The record is from the annotation of a GenBank genome assembly. NCBI's taxonomy places the organism in Eukaryota, Dinophyceae, Prorocentrales, Prorocentraceae.